This is a messenger RNA of Cervus elaphus (red deer), 6298 nucleotides long. RefSeq names its product cap binding complex dependent translation initiation factor (gene CTIF). The record is from RefSeq and is a predicted model, not a curated record. Gene Ontology annotation, biological process: regulation of translational initiation. Bases 585 to 2387 code for a protein of 600 amino acids. The transcript is spliced from 12 exons. Gene Ontology annotation, molecular function: protein binding; translation activator activity; RNA binding. Gene Ontology annotation, cellular component: cytosol. NCBI's taxonomy places the organism in Eukaryota, Metazoa, Chordata, Mammalia, Artiodactyla, Cervidae.
UCAAGUCAUGGCGGGCUGUGGAUAAAUCACUGUCUGCACCUCAGUUUAUCUCAUCUUUAAAAUGAAAGUAAGAUUUCUAAUUCUGGUUAUUUCACAGAUUUGUUGGGAGUCUCAAUUUUACAAAUAUGUGUGACAAUGCUUUUUUUUUUAAAGAGUGAAGUGUUAAAUCAAGGAGGGGAGAAAUGUAGGCUCUUGGUGCCAGGAUCUCCUUCUCCCUUUGGCUUCCUGUCUAGGAGACAGCAUGAAGUGAGAGAGAAAAAAAACCUCAUUUUCUUGUGGGGGAGGGACGUGGUCCAGGCGUCAGAGAACCAGGGAGGGGCACGUGAGCCCACAGCGUCUGCAUUUAAUGCCCCGAGCCAGGGCUGCAGGCCCGCCCAGGCCCAGGGUCACGCCGCUCAGCAUCUGGGCAGCCUGUCGGUGGGGGGCGGGGACUGUCCUCCGCCCAUCUGCUCAGAGAAGACUCUGUUAUGUGGCUGCCCUAACACAGUGCCACCGUCGAGGGGCUUACACACCAGAGGUUCGUUUUCUCAUGACUCUGGAGGCUGGGAGUCCAGGAGCAAAGCCCAGGCCCCUGAGCGGGAGGGAUGGAGAACUCUUCAGCAGCGUCCGCCUCCUCCGAGGCUGGGAGCAGCCGCUCCCAGGAGAUCGAGGAGCUUGAGCGCUUCAUUGACAGCUAUGUGCUGGAGUACCAGGUGCAGGGACUGCUGGCCGACAAGACGGAGGGUGAUGGCGAGAGCGAGAAGACGCAGUCCCACGUCUCCCAGUGGACGGCAGACUGCAGUGAGCACCUGGACAGCAGCUGUUCCUUCUCCCGAGGACGAACGCCCCUGCAGCAGAAUGGCAGCAAAGACACCUCUCUGGACAUGCUGGGCACAGAUAUCUGGGCUGCCAACACCUUCGAUUCCUUCAGUGGUGCCACCUGGGACCUGCAGCCUGAAAAGCUGGACUUCACCCAGUUCCACCGGAAGCUCCGACACACGCCCAAGCAGUCCCUGCCACACAUCGACCGAGAAGGGUGUGGAAAAGGGAAGCUGGAAGAUGGGGAUGGAAUCAACCUGAAUGACAUCGAGAAGGUCCUUCCAGCCUGGCAGGGCUACCACCCGAUGCCCCACGAGGUGGAGAUCGCGCACACGAAGAAGCUGUUCCGGAGGAGGAGAAAUGACCGAAGGCGGCAGCAGAGACCCCCAGGAGGGAACAAGCCCCAACAGCACGGUGACCACCCGCCGGGCAGUGCCAAACACAACAGGGACCACCAGAAAUCCUCCCAGGGGGGCUCGGCACCCCACCCCUCAGGGAGGUCCAGCCACCACGGCUAUAGCCAGAACCGGCGCUGGCACCACGGCAACAUGGAGCAUCCUUCCGGCGACAAGGGGAAGGCAGGCGCCCACCGCAAUGCCAAAGAGACCGUGCCCACAGAGAGCCCCAGACUUGAGGACGCCCUGGGGGACGCUGGGCACGGCGGCCUCGAGUCCCCCCGCAGCCCUGAUGCCCUGGCCCCGGCGGCUUCCGAGAGGCUCACCCUGCUACAGCCGGGGUGUCCAGAGGCCGAGACAAAGCUUAAAGACAGUAUUAUUCCCGAGCGCGGCGGGGAGCGCCCCAAAAUUACCCUGCUCCAGUCUUCCAAAGACAGGCUGCGGCGAAGGCUGAAAGAAAAGGUACCGGAUGAAGUGGCCGUGGAGACCACCAGCCCUCAGCAGAACAAGAUGGACAAGUUGAUCGAGAUUCUGAACAGCAUGCGGAACAACAGCAGCGACGUGGACGCCAAGCUCACCACCUUCAUGGAAGAGGCCCAGAACUCCACCAACUCGGAGGAGAUGCUGGGGGAGAUCGUGCGCACCAUCUACCAGAAGGCUGUGUCCGACCGCAGCUUUGCCUUCACGGCCGCCAAGCUCUGCGACAAGAUGGCACUCUUCAUGGUGGAGGGGACCAAGUUCCGCAGCCUGCUGCUCAACAUGCUUCAGAAGGACUUCACGGUGCGGGAGGAGCUGCAGCAGCAGGACGUGGAGCGCUGGCUGGGCUUCAUCACCUUCCUGUGCGAGGUCUUCGGCACCAUGCGCAGCAGCACGGGCGAGCCCUUCCGCGUGCUGGUCUGCCCCAUCUACACCUGCCUCAGGGAGCUCUUGCAAUCUCAGGAUGUGAAGGAAGAUGCCGUCCUGUGCUGCUCAAUGGAGUUGCAGAGCACAGGCCGACUGCUGGAGGAGCAGUUGCCCGAGAUGAUGGCCGAGCUCCUGGCCAGCGCCCGCGACAAGAUGCUGUGCCCCUCGGAGUCCAUGCUGACCCGGUCCCUGCUGCUGGAGGUCAUCGAGCUGCACGCCAACAGCUGGAACCCCCUGACGCCCCCCAUCACGCAGUACUACAACAGAACCAUCCAGAAACUGACCGCCUGACAGCUCAGGGGCCUGGCGGGCAGCCCGCAGGGCAGCUGGGGCCCUGGUGCUCAGAGCCAGAUGGACAGGCGGGAAGACAGGGGUGGCCCUGGCGGGAGAGAGGCGUGGGGAGGAAGGCAGGCAGAGCCGGCGGCCAGUCUGGAGCCAGACGGGGAAGGGACCGAAGCCCUGGGAGGAGCGGCCCCCCAUCCGACGAGCCCCCCAGCCCGAGCAUGCGGCAGCUCGCACUAGUAAGGGCAGCAUGUGUCUUCUCCACGGUGGCCCGGCCCUCCUCCUCCCCGCCCCCUCCCAUGCAAGGCGUCCCCCCCAACUCCCCCCUGCCGGGCUGUGCUGUGUGCAGGGGUUCAUCCCCUCAGAGGCCGUGGCAGCCCGCAUGCUGGGGUACAGCUUGGGUCAGAAAGGACCUCAGAAGGCUGGAAAAAGUGGGUCGGAGACGGGCUUGCAUUGUUCCCGCGCGCUGUCAGCCACAGUCGCCAACUGGCAGCAGGCGACAUGUAGCAGAUGUCCGGGAGGACAAAGGCAGGCACAGUCCCCACCAGCCGCCCCUAAUUGACGGCCUUUGUCCGCACGGCCGGCGGGCUGGGGGACAGGGCCGAUCUCCUCUAACCUUCACGUUCCGCCCUCCCACCUUCCAGCCUCCUCCCUCAGCGCCCCCACCACCCCAUCCACCAUUCCCCCCCGACCCGCGACGCUGAGCUGCAGGCCCACAGGGGGCCGGGGGGCCUCGAGGGGAGACGGAGUUUGCCGUUCUGCUUGCACUCUUUUGUUUUAUUGUGUUUUACUGUUUUCAAAAGUCAGCUGCUUUGAAGUCUCCUCUCUCAGUGCCGAGGGCCCCGCAAUGUGAUCACACAAUCAGCCCCGCGAGAACCCCCUGAUUAGUGGGAGAUCAAACCUGGCCCCCCUCUGGAAGGAUCCUAGCCACAGACAGCUUGCCAGUAGCCAAUUAGGGUAAUUGGAAACUUCUGCCCCUGCAGGGGUCCCCGCUGGAACCCUGUGCUUCUCGGCCCCUGGCUUCUCCCCUGGCUUCUCUGUUCUCCGUUUCUAGCUUCCUCCCUCAAAGGGCCGAUCCUGUCGCCACUGGGAGAGCAUUAAACCCGUCCUGGCCUGGGGCCUGGGAGUGAACCGGGCUCAGAAAGAGGCUAGCGAAUUAAAAACCGGAAAGCUCAGUGAUGCUUCCCCAUGCCACACACAGAGGUGUUUUCUCAAGCUCUCCCUGGAUGGGGAGAUACAGGGGAGACGGGGACACCUCGUUCCCUAGGACUAACUCAAUGAGCUGAGUCCUCAGCUGUGGUCUGUGCCCUGGGGUGGGGAGAUCUCUGGGUACUAGUGCCCCAAGGCAGUUGGGAGGGGUGUGUUUGCUGAGUCAUGAGCAGGACUAUCAGGGGAUCCCAGCAAGCCACCCGCUUUCCAGGCUGGCAUCAAGGCUGGGGAUGCUUGGAGGGGCCAAGUCCUAGGGGCAGCCCCUUCUCUGACGGCUGGGGAGGAGGAUGAGGGGUGGGCCUUGGGAGGCUGGCUUCGGGUCAUCUCUGGUGUGUCUACACAGCCCCACUCCUGGUCUGGAGCCCCCAUUUCCAUGAGGCCCCAGAAGGCGGCCUGAGCCCAGCAGGGUCCUCAGUUGUUCUGUUGAGGCCUGGGUCACCUUGAACCCCCGCCCCUGGCUGACUGGUCUGAUCAGGCUGGAGGAAGUGUCCCUUUGUUGAGUCUGGCAGAGCAGGCGGGUGGGGGUGGGGGGCGGCUUCCUCUGUACCCCCUGGCGUAUCCAUCCCAUCAGUCGCCACCUGCCUGCCAGUCCCCCAGGAAGAGCCUGUUGGGGAACAAGGGGAGGGGCACAGUUUACCUGGAAGGGGUCAGUGGCCUCUGCCAAGGAGCCCACACUGCCCCACUUCUGCCUUCUCCGCCCCCCUCCCCUUCCUCCCAAGCUCCUCCAUCUUCUCUUCACUGCCUUUCCUGCACCUUUUGGCUCAGCCUGGGCCCAGGGACACCAGAGGCCCCACGGGAGCCCUUGAGGGAAGAGCUGGGCUGACGUCAGGAUGCUCAGAGAGGUAUCAAGGAAAUCAUGGCCCCACAGGGUCAAGGCAGCCCCCAGCCCAGCAAGCAGCCGCUCCCUGGCCGCCCUCCGAGAUUCGCACCUGGGCUGAAGGAAGGCCCUGCUUCCCUCAAGUGGGGUAGGGGGUGUGUGUGUGUGUGAGUGUGCGUGUGAAUGUGUGUGUGUGUGUGUCUACAUGAGUGCAUCUACUGAGAAGGAAGCAGGACCCUGGAAGAAGGCUGAAGCCUACAAGUGAGGCUGAAAGUGGAGGGAGCAGAAGAGGGCGUCUCCCACCCCAGCCUUGGGCUCAGAGAGCAGGCUUCCUGAAGGGGCCCCAGACACCGUGCACUCGGGGGCGACGUUCCCUGGAUGGCCCGGCAAGGUAACUGCUCGGGCACCACCCUCCUAUGGCCCCUUCCUCCCGACAGCCUGCCUUGGCGGUCUUGCCUCAGGGCCAGCCCCUCCUUGACUGUCAGGACCAGAGUGGGGAGGAGUGAGAUAUAAAUAUGUACACAUAUAUAAAUAUAUUUUUAAUUACGUGUCAUGUCGCCGUGGCCUCCAGACAUAUAUGAUUCGCUUAGUUGAUUCCAUUGCUUGAGAGCGCUUCCUGGCUGAUCCACAUAACCGUCGAAGCUGUUUUUCUAAAUGCAGGUUGCUGCUACUUUUUCAGACGUGGAAGGAAAACGUUCCAAAAAAAAAAAAAUUUUUUUUUUUUUUUUAAGGAAAUAACAGUAAAGGCUAAACUCUGAGGUCUGAGGCAGCUUCUCAUGGGAGACUACUUAGGAACUCGGGGGCAGACAGGGGUGCCCUCAGACCUCCGCCCCCCUCCCCACGCCAGACCCCCCCCCCGCUGACAGGGAGGCCGUGUCCGAGUUGACCUCUGAAUGUAUUUGAUGGGAGGCUAAACCGGGUGUUGCAUAGUCCUCUGAGGACUCAGUGCUCUUCUAAGGCUUGUGUGGUUUUCCCUCCUCGCCUGUGGCUCCCUCAGCUCUGGGGAGGCGAGGUCCCGCCAUCCCGACGCGCGUCCUGUCUCUCCUGCCAGUCAAGACGAGGCAGUCAUGGUUUUCCUCCCAGGCAGCUGGCCUGCUCGCCACAGUCCUGCUCCCAUGGGCCUCAUGGCUCUGCCUGAGCUCUGGGGCCGCAGCCCCGAGAAGGCACCCCCCCACCCCCAGCCUCCCUUGGACAAGGCGGGAGCCCCCACCACCCUCCCCAGCGGGUGUGCACCCCCAAACCCACUCUUCGUCUGCUCGUCCUUCCUUAUCCUGUCUGUACACCUUUAAGGUUUGGGGAUCGUCCUGUCCAUCCGUGUAAAUGUAAAUGUGGGCCGAGUCGGUAUUUAUUCUAAUUUUUAUUUUUUAUUUUAUUUUCUCUGAUGGAUGGGGAGGGAGGGUUUGUGGGAAACGUGCCGCUCUGAUCACGCCCUGGGCAGCUGCGAGGGGCGGGGGCCCAGACAGCCAGGCCGCCGCAGGAGCAGCCCCGAGGGGCCGCACAGACGCCAAGCCCCAGGCUCUUAUCUGGCAUCAGAAGCCGGCCAGUGUUCCUCAUCCCGACAGACUGUCCGGCCUGUCCGCGAAGUCCUGUCCCUCAGCUGCCGACACUCUGUUGGGAAACCGCAGGCUGGGCCUCUGAGGACACAGAUCAGAGAAAACUCUCCUCCUCUGCUCGGGACACUGGCGUACAAGGGCUGCCUGCCUCGCCCGAGCCAGCUGGGAGCCUGGCGACGGGUCCUACCUCCCCAGAGCAGGGGGCCGGGGGGCUUCCCGCCAAAGCUGCGGCAGAACCCUGCUCGUGCAACGACCACCUUCCCUCCCUUGGUAUGUCCUGCUUUCCAGCUCAACCCAAACUACAAGUGGGUUUAAAAAUAAACCACGCCAAAAAACAGAAA